Dermochelys coriacea (leatherback sea turtle) is the source of this 9880-nucleotide messenger RNA. It is a transcript of the gene SHROOM1, whose product is annotated as shroom family member 1. The transcript is spliced from 9 exons. Bases 481 to 5235 code for a protein of 1584 amino acids. Gene Ontology annotation, molecular function: actin filament binding. Gene Ontology annotation, cellular component: apical plasma membrane; cortical actin cytoskeleton; apical junction complex. Lineage: Eukaryota; Metazoa; Chordata; Testudines; Dermochelyidae. Gene Ontology annotation, biological process: actin filament organization. The record is from RefSeq and is a predicted model, not a curated record.
AAAGUAGCGAGGGGAACUGCAGAAACUGGAAGAGUUGAAUGUGUUGCUUCUAGCCUGCCUGUGCCUGUGUCAAGGAAUAACAGCCAGCCUUUGCUACGCGCUGGCACUGCCAGGGACCCAGCAUUGUCUGCAACAGCUAGUGACAAAGACAAGCUCGCUCACGGGAAGCACAAAGCAAGCCUGGCCAAGUAGUGGGAUGCAGACUACCAGCCAAAUGAAUGCUUAGCAGAAUGUGAAGAUAUGCCCGCAGUCCUCAAAAGAUUAAUGAGUCAGAUCUGCAUUCAAGAGAGAGAUUGGGCCAGAUGCUGCUGUCUUGUACAAUCAAAACUCCCACUGAAGUCAAGGAAACACCAACAAAAAAAACAUGUAAGGAUCAUCUACCUACCCAUGAAAUGUGCUAAAUACAGUAAAAUGUGCUGAGUCACAAACAGGGAGACUUAAUCUGAAUUCUUUUCCUGGAGGAGCUGGCUGAUAGUAGAUAUGGCUUCCUAUGGGAAUGACAUAGAAAGAUGGAACCUCAAGCAAGCUGGCCAAAUUGCAGAACUGUUGGAGCCAGUGGCCUCACCUGAUUAUGGAAACAGGCUCUUGCCACUUAAGUCCAUCAGCAGCUUAGACCACCUCUUAGACUCUGCUUACAGUUCUUUCUCUGGUGGCUCAAACAUUCCAGAAUAUCAUUCUUCAUCAUAUUAUAAUGAAAACUAUUGUCUUCCCUUAGAGCAAUUGCCAUAUAUGGACUCGGAAUAUGUAAGAGGAAUUUAUAAUCCUAAUGCAAUAAACUCUGAUCCUAAACCCACACAUCGGCACAAGUCCCUGGAGCUGGGUAGUCAUCACAACUCCGACGAUAGUGGGCUCAAUGGACAAUACAGAAGCACUCCUACCAAUGGGACUUUAUAUCAGCCACCAUCACCUCUGGCUUUACCCCCUCGUCCACCAUCACCACCAGCACGACUUCAUAGCUAUAAAGCUACCAGAAAUUUUGAAAUUACAAGAGGGAAAUCUAAUUCUGGAAAUCAUUUUGACUAUAGUGUGCAACUAGCUACUUACGCUCAGGAUAUUAGCAAUGUCCUUCUCCCCUCUGAUUCAGGGACAAACUGGGUAUCCAGGUCAAAGAACGAGGGGCUAAUGACUGAGGAAAGCGAAGAGAGGGAUCCAUCACAAGAUGGCACAAAGCAAAACAAGCCUCAUAUUUUCAUCAGACCCUCGUCUAUUAUUUUUCAAGAAUAUUUAAAGUCUGAUUCUUUGGCUAAGACCCCAAAUAUUUUCUGUACUCAGAAUUCAGUCCAAGCUUAUAAAAUUCCUGAGGAGAUGAACUCUAAGUCCUCUCAUCCACUGCAUACCAACCUCAGUGCUGUUAAUGAUACACAAGAGAACAAACAGUAUCUUUUUGCCUGUGGUGUACGCAAACCACUCUUUAGAGAAGCAGAUUUGCAAAGCAGAGUCUCAGAAUCCAGCCAACAAGAGGGACAGCCCUGCAUUCAGCACCCAUGCUGGACUGAAGAGUAUUCAAGCUUAGAUCAGGAUGUAUUGAAGAGUAGGGCAGGCUUAAAAUACAUGGACAGUCCUCUUCCAAGUGAAGAUGUGUCUGAGAAACUGAACAGCUCUGAUGACAAGAAUCAGUGCUCUGGCUCCAAAGAAGAAGAAAACGGGAAUGAUAUUUGGGAACUACUUCUCAAUCAACAUAUCAAAAUGCAGAAAUCACCACUGUCCCACAGUUUGGAUGGUGUAGAAACAGAGCCUACUCACCAUGGGGAAUUGGAUUUUGGAAAUAAGCAAUUUUCUAUUAGUGCUGACCAAACAUCUGAUUACAGACCAAACAAUGACUCCCCAUCCCAAUUUCCAAAUGGACUCCAGAGUGAAACACAAUCUAACAAUAGCGGUCCUGACCUUAACAUGAACUCAGAGGAAGAGGACAUUCUAAAUCCUGUUCAUCAAAGAAAACGCCAACUUGAAUUUCAAAAAAAGCUUGAAAGACAGCCUCAGGAUGAUUCUGCCAGUGAAAAAAUAAACAGGCAGACAACUCCUCUUCUUUAUUACCUUUCUGGUGGGAAAAACACCAACAUUCCAAGUCACAAAAAUCACACCCAGCAACAUGAGGACUCGGGGAGUUUGCCUAAGACCUCUCCAAGGAGCAAUCACCCUGUUUCUGCACAACCUAUAGAGAUACAAAGAGAAAUUAACCAGCUUCAAAAGAACAAACACCACCUUCAGUGCACAGGGGAUGAUACCAUUAAUGAGACUGAUGUAAUUCUGGGGAGCUCUGCUUCAUCGGUGGAUGAGAGUUUCAAGAAUGAUUACAGGGAAAAACUUAAAGUUGCUCAAAGAAAGGUCCUGAGAGAAACAUCUUUCAAAAGAAAGGAUUUACAGAUGAGCUUGCCCAUAAGGCUGAAGCAGAAACCCUCCAAAAGACCUUCAAUUGAACAUCUCAGAUCUUUGUCCUUAUCCAGUGCAAAUGAGGAUGCCAAGUUGAUUCCUCUUCCCAACUCUCUGGAAAACAGCAGCAAAGAAGAAGAAACAAAGAGGCCACAAGCUGCUCGAAUAGGAGGAAGAAAAAGGAUAACAGAAGUACAAAAGAAAUUGUGCUAUUCUGAACCUGAGAAGCUCAAUAAACUGGACGAUCAGCAAGAUCAGGGUGAUCUUGAAAGAUCAGAAAGCACCAGGGUCAGGUCGGAUGAAAUUAAUGAACAAGAUGCAAUGGCAGCCAGAAGAAAGAUUCUGGAAAAUCGAGGGAGUGCGCUUGCCAGCUCCAAUCUCUCCAAGACCAAGUUAAAGCAAAUCCAGCAUACUGCACUUAUUGAAUACAUGGAACGAAAGAUUGCUCAAAGGCCUGCUAGUGCUCUGCUCAAACCGCCCCUGCAGAAGAGGCCUUCAAAUGCUAAGAGGCUUCCUGAGGGCAAGACUUCCAAACCAGAUAUUACCAGAAAGACCCAAAAUAAUGAGGUAAUCUGCCAAUUUCUCUCUCCCGAAAGAAUUCCAGAACCCUCCCCUGCUUUAACUGCCACAGGGAUCUGGACCAAUAGACACAGUGCUAGUUCUUCGGCUACUGAGACAGCACAUUCAAAACCCCAGUCUGCUGUCAGGGAAACAGAUGGAAACUGCACCAGCAAAUGUGCUUCUGCUGAAAAUCUCAUUCCAUCAGGGGCUUCCACAUUCAGCAAAGGUAGAGAACGAUCAAAAUCAUCAUCUUCUCCUGCACAGGACCUUCAUAGAUGUACAACUUUCCCGGCAUCAUCAAUUCAAGGUUGUGAAAACUAUCCCAGCAUCCCCAGCUUUCCAUUAAAGAAUGAAGUUGACUUGGUGGAGGAAAAAGAUUGUGUUAGAGAUGAAAAGCAGCGAGUCUGCACAGCCAGAGGAAGGGGAAAGUCUAUGGAAGAAAUUGGAAUUUCAGAAACUGUAAGACUUUCAUUGUUGAGCCAAAGCACAGAUCAGCUUCAUCACAUGAAAAGCCUGCACAUCUUGCCAGUACCUGGACUUGAACGUGGUAAAAAUAACUCAGCUGCAAACCAUCAAAGUGAUCUGCACAGCACCAAGUCUGUAUCAGGAAAUCUGCCCAGACAAACAAAUACUGAAGACGUUGCAGGGCUCAAGAGAUCAGAUACAACGGUCCAAACACUUGAAAGGCUUCAUAGCACAACAAAGCCCAAUGGCAUUUCCUUAAGUACUGAAAAUCUAUCCCCAUGGUGUGUAUCCUCCCUGGGCACAUUGCAAUCUCUACUAUUACAUUCAGACUCUCCACUGGCCCUGUCUUCUGUGGAAGAAGACAAUGUUUUCUUUAAUGACUCCGUCACCAAUGGCUUAGAAAUAACAUCAAAGCCUUCCUGUCUCUGUGGACAAAGUGAUACUUUGGUUUCAAGGACAGACAUGUCAGAAUCUCUCCUGACUGUAUGGUCUUUGCAAGUUGCCUUGGAGGGAAAGCAAAGUAAAGCAGAACAAAAAGCCAGACGCCAGAUUCCUGAGAAAGAGGAAUCCAGUCUUGGGGGUCGGCAUGAGGAGAAUAAAGACAGUAGUACAGUUGUGAAUUCAUGUUGUCCAGAUGUCAAGGAACUAACUUCUGAAAUCCCUAUCCUGUUCCUCAGAAGAGGAGGCAAUGAAGAGACUCAGGUGGAAAAAGAAUGCAGUGUAAAAUCUCUGGUUGGCAAGACUUCAAAGGGAACCUCACGGCAGCAAUUAGAGGCAAAUGAUAUUGCACUUUCCCAGAAAAAAAUAAAUUGCCACACAGCAUCAUCAGCUCAGUCCGAGCAAGGAGAUCAAAUCAGUAGUUCAGCCUUAAAUGAAAAAGCAGCGUACAACAUCCAGAAUUGUGUCCUGCCAGAAAAGGAGACAGACUUUCCUAAAAGGAGACUGAAAUCCCUUGAAGACCAGAGAUAUGAAGAACUUGCUAUGGAGAUCAUUGCCACAGACAAUUCUCUGGCUGAUGUCCUCAUCCCUCGUCCUACUAGAAAAACUGCCCUAGACCUCCUGGAGGGCCUUUUUCCUGUUAACAUUUCAAUGUCUGACAGAUCGCACAGGAAUAAGGGAACUAGGAUGAGAGAAGAGGUGCAGCCUGUCCUGGAAAAUGACAGGAAAAGUAUUGAUGGUCCAACAGAACCAUGUUCUGAAACUGAACACAGUGCAGGUCAGAGUACAGAAGAUCUCAAUUUUAACAUGAACCAAAUCCUAAUUAAGAACAGAGAUGGCUCAAAUGACCUUGAUGACAUCACUUCCAAGAAAAAGGAACUUAUUUCUAGCAUCCAAUCAAAACUGCAGACCCUCUGGGAAGAAAGGGAACUUGUCCUAUCCGAAACCAAGGAGUAUGCUCUGCGUGGCAAAGAGCUAGAGGCAAUGGUACAAGAUGUCUGCAAGCCCAAUGAGUAUGAGCGCUACCAGAUGUUCAUUGGCGAUCUGGAAAAGGUAGUGAGCCUGCUGCUUUGUUUGUCCAGCCGCCUCGCUCGAGUCCAAAAUGCCAUGAGGAAAAUCAAUGAGAAUACAGAUGCUGAGGAGAAGCAAUCAUUACAUGAACGGCACAACCUCCUGUCUAGACAGCGGGAAGAUGCAAAAGAUCUGAAAGAGAACCUGGAUCGCAGGGAAAGAGUGGUUUCUGGUAUUCUUUCCAAAUACCUGACUGACAAGCAACUCCAGGACUACAAACACUUUGUUCAGGUGAAGACCUCUUUACUGAUUGAACAGAAAGACCUUGAGGAGCAAAUUAAAUUUCUUGAGGAGCAGCUGGAGAGCCUAGAGAAGAGCAUCCUUCUCUGAGUCACAGCAACAGGCCAUCCACUUCCAGGAAUGGAGGAUUCGGGCAUUGUGUUGGAACUUCGUACAUAUUCACUGCAUUGCUGCUAAGACAUGAACAUGGAUCAGUUUGAUGAAUUCCUAUUAGUGUCAUAGUGUUAAGUGCUUAGAUGGUCUAGGGACAUGUUGGAAGGGUUUUUCCUCUUUGGAUGAGCUGAAUGACAAAAUCUUACAGUAUGUAGCAGAUUGCAUCUUGAAAAUGACUGAUGAGACGUGUCACCCUUAUUAAUUUGACAUUUUCCCUUCUCCCUGUCAUCUGCCAGUUUCCAGACUGACAUCAUCUCAAUAAAAGAAUCAUAAAAAUAUUUCCCCUUUGUGGGUGUGUUGAAUAUUCAAAAUUAGAAAUUAUGUGGGUGUUUGAAUUGUGAAUUUAAAGAGAGGAUAAACAACUCCAAAGCACAAUGCCAUGGGCCACUUAGUGAAACUCCUCUGACAAUUUAAUGAUAGCUGUCCCCGGUUAAUACCUUCAAGUGACAUGUAAUAAUGGAACAUAUUGCCACAGGAAUAAUACUGAACUCUUUUAAUCAGCAAUAAGCCCCCUGGCCUUUUGUGACUCUGCAGCUGUAGAAUGCAAUGGCUAUUUCAUCUGAAUCUGGGUGAGAUGUUCAACAGAAAACUCACAAGGACUGCAGGAAGAGCUCUGGGCAUGGGUUCCUCCAGGCUACAGAGAAGUAUUUAGUGGUGAAGUUGACAUAAAGGGAUGCUCUCAAAAAUGGUAAAUCCAAAAAAUGCACCUACCCUAGCUAUCUGCAAACUCCAUGCAGUGCUUCCUAGGUGACUAUUUUUCAAAUUAUUGCUGCACCGUUUGUUUGUUUUUCUUCACUUAGCGCCAAUCACCCAGCACUUAUUAUGGACCCUACCAUGAAAAACCACUGUGCUGUGAUACAAAAUGGUUGAAUUUCAAAGAGUUUUUGUAAACCAUGAGUACAAAAAAAAAAAAGAGACUUUAAAAGGUGGGGAAAGUUACUUGACAAUGUCCUUUUAAAAUAACAUGUAUUGAAGGUCUUUCAAGUGUAUUGAAAUUGUUUCAUUUAAUACUCCUUUACCAGUAGAUAGAUACACCUUUAUCACUAGGUGUAUCAGCUGUAGGUUCCCUGAACAUCAAAUGAGAAGUUCACGAAUCUAACUGGAGCUUCUUCCAGAUCUGGGCAAGAGGGGAAGGCAGGUCUUGAUGUUUUCACAAGUGACAGAAGUCACCAACAUUUGUUAUACUGAGAAAGGGAGACAAUUUUAUCCCCUGCAUCAGAAAGAAAGGCUCCUUGGUUGAUGCUCAUGGAACUUUCAGACAUGCACAGCCAGUGUUCAUAGAACCGUGUUGCAAAUAAAUCUCACUAUUAAUUAUCAUCCUUUAUUUCCCCUACCAAAUAUUGUGAGGGUUUUCCCUUCAGAACCUUGAGGUUUCCCUCUCCACUUAUACAUACUGCUCCCCACCAUUAAAUACUUCACUCAAUCACAGGUGGAGGUGGCUCUCUGGGACUGGCCAACCCUCAUACCUGCUAGCGGAGGUUACUAAAGUGUGAGCACAAGAUACCCCCUCUGCCACCAGACUGAGCAAGUUCCCACUCCUAGAGGUCAUGAUUUCUGAUCCUCUAUAUUACAUUGCCCCAAAAACCCUCCACCCAUCCCCCUUUCUAGAUUUGUUCCAGCUUUAUCUGCUUUUCUGGGAUCAGCUGCAGUGUGGUGGCAUUCUUCUAUGUUGGCACUUCAGUAAGGGCAUACUAAGAACAAAUUAUGUGAGAUAGCCCUGUACGCAAGAUGAUUCCCCUUGCCCCCCACCCACCUGCCUUUGUUAGCAAUAAUGGAAAGGUUAAUCUUUAUUUUGUAGAAUUGAUAUCAGUAAUAAAAUCUGUUCCUCUUGGCUCAUUUUGAACAAAAGUCCUCCAGACCCGGAGGUGAGAUGAGUAAUUAAAAAGACAUGUUCUCAUUAUUUUUCAGUUCUUGCCUUGUCACAUAACUUGCUGAAUGUGAGGGUUGUCUGGUUACUUAAUAUGCAGGUGUACAAUAAAUGGAACCAUGGUUGGAUACAGCCCAGAUACCAACGAAAUUGUGCUCAAAGAGGCAUUGGUCUUCUCAGAGGGAAUUGCUUCUAAAGCUUAGCACGUAUGCAGGUUUCACACCCUGUCAGCGAUGCUACGAACAGCCUUUGCUGCUAUAAUAAGCCUUGCCUUCAAUUCUUGAAAGUCUGUGACUACACAUACUGUAUGCUGCCUCUCUUUCAAAUGUAUUUCGUAUAAGGCACAGAACUGCUUGGCCUAGGAAGCAGACAGCAGUGAGCUGAAACCAAAUAACUUAAAGUUUACAACAGAAUAUUUUAUUUCACAGUCAAGAGAGCUCGAUGUCGCCAUCUUCCAGAAACACCCACAACCAGAGGAGAGAGCCAGGGGCAAGGAAAGCUCAGCGAGGACCCCUGAGGAGUUUUACUCAUACUUCCAAUAUGGGAGCUGGGGCGGGUUUUGAGCCUCCCCCACAGAACAGUCAGGUGGCUCAGCUCCAGAUGACCUACAUGGAUUGAUGGGAAUCCACUGCAGGCCAAGGCCAUCUAUACAAAAGCUUACUACUGCCCAUUUUACUGGAGCUCUUCCCCUGCAAUCUUCUAAAGGAGUCUUCCACAGCACAGAAGGGGUUUAGCAGAAAACUCUGACAGCUUCAGGCUUUAUGGACUUUGCAAUGGAUCUCUUGCAGAAUUGGGAAUGGAUCCCAUCCUAGCCUGACUCUUGUAAUCCACAAAGUCCUGUCCACAUGAGGGCCUCCUUUGCAUGAGGAGCCAAGUGCAAUAUUGCCAACCCCAAGCAUUCAAAAAUAAUGCAUCAGGCUCUCCCCAAUCCAUGAAACUGGCUUAAAAUCAUGUUCUAACAGGUAAUAAUUUUUUUUUAAUUUGCCAUACUUUAGUAUUAGGAUACACUCAAGCCACAUUUUCAGACUUUCAUCUGCAAUUUUUUCUCUGUAACCCCAGACCUUUUUUUAAAAAAUGAAAGCAGAUUCUCUCAUAUGCACAGGAUUCCAAGAGCUGGGACUUGAAGAAAACCACCAAGUACCAUGAGACUUGUGAUAAAAUUGUGAAAGCUGACGACACGGCAAGUAGUACAAUCUGGCCCCAAAAUACUAUUCCGGUUUUUUGUCCAAUCCAAAUUGUGUCUGCCUUCGUCAUGUGACUAAUUUUAGUGAACUCAGUACUGGUAUUAGCAGAAUUUGGAAAGUCAGUAGUUACUUUAGACUCUAUAUGAUUUUUGUAAAGAUCCAGUAUGUUAUGCAUUUCAACUAAAUAUUUUAGCACAAUUUAUCAAAACUGACUGUGGUAUUUUUAAAUGUUUCUUUUCUCCCCCUUCCCAAAAACUGGAUUAGUGUAAAUUAAAUGCAGAUGAUAUUUCUAUGCAUUUAAAAAUGUAUUAAGCCAUGUUAGUGCUUUGGAGUGUUGGUUAUGCUGAAAUAUAGAAUUAUGGACAGAGAAAUAACACAUUUCUUUCCAACUAUUUGCUUCAUUAUUGUUUCAUUACCUGUCAGUAGCAAAUACUCAUCAUGAUUCACAGAGAUCCUUUGUAUAUUAUUGUAUGUACAUCUUUAUACAAUGGAAGAAUAGGCAUCAAUGAGAAAAUGCCUUCCUAUCUGAGGCUGCUCUUCAUAUCUAGACAGACAAAAGGUCUUCAUACAAGAGUAUUUCAGUGCAAUAGAUAAUGUAACAGACAUAGUGGAAAAUACAUCAGAUGUAGAUUAUUUUCAAAAGCAUUUUGGUCCUGAUUCUCCUCUCACACAAUCGGGGUAACUCCACAUAAGUCAAUGGAGUUCCACCAGGAUGAAGCCAGUGUGUGAGGGAAAACUAGACCCUUCAUGCUUAAAUGACCUCUCCUGAACAGCAUUUCGAAAUGAGUGCCUGAUUUACCAACACCAUGAAGUUCAAGGUACCUUAAAAAUCUCCAUCUCCCCACUGUCAGAUGAAUCAAGCCACAAAUUUAGGUUCAGUAAAAAUAAACCUAAAUAGUAAUACAAAUAUUGUAAAUAUUUUAAAACUAAAUCAGUUUUGGGUUUGGAUUGAAACAUUUCUCCUGAACUGUUAGCAACUCAGGUAUUAUAGUCCUGGAAUCAGAAAAUGAGACUGAAAUUAACUCAUUAGUAUAGUUUAACUGUCUAGGAUGAAGGAAGUACACAAAAGAAACAGUAGAAAUAGCAAUAAGCAAAUUAGGCCCCAAUUCUGCACACAAUCAAGUACAUUAACUCAGUGGGACUACUCAAAGUUAAGCACAUACAUGAAUAUUUGCAGGAUCCGGGCCUUGGUCUCAAUCUAAGGUCUUAUUAAUAACCCAAAAAAAUGUUUUACUAUAUAAAGAUUUAACAUGACAGUGCUCCUUCAGAAGUGGACUUUAAAAAAAAAAAAAAAAAAAACCCCAAACCUACAAAUUAAAUGUUCAAGGAAUGGACAAUUCUAAAAGAUCAUUAUGGAUAUUCUUGUUAAAUCUAUUGAAUUGUUUGUAUGAAUGUAUAUCAGGAAGUUUGAUUUGAAGGUGCAAUGCUUUUUUUCCUUUCAACUGCUGCUUCUUAUACAGAGAUGUUUGUCAGGAUAACCACUGCAGUUCAAGUUUAACUUUAUUAGAAUGAAUAAAAGUUUUAAACCACU